Molecule: messenger RNA, 1357 nt
Organism: Colletotrichum godetiae
Lineage: Eukaryota; Fungi; Ascomycota; Sordariomycetes; Glomerellales; Glomerellaceae
Exons: 1
Coding region: 72-1130 (352 amino acids)
Source: RefSeq, a predicted model, not a curated record
GCUCAUUAGGUUCUUUGCGCACUGCUUGGUCAACGAGAGAAAACUCCAGCUCUUCUUUAUGGCCCAAGGCCAUGCUGCCCACGAGGGUAUAUCUUGGAUUCCUGCUUGGGAGACGCAAAAAUCCUGGGAACAGGUAUUCGUGGAGCCAUCCGAGCUGGCGUAUAAUCGCGAAUUCAAAAGCGGCGAUGCCGAGAAUCGUUCGUAGAAACCGGAAGUACGAUGAUUCCAUGAGAAGAGGAUUUCAUGUCGCCAUGUCGAGCGGAGCCACAAGGCUUCCUGUUAACAGACGAAUAGCUGAAUUCAAGGCGGGAUCGCUCAUUCCAUUUGGGAGUGACUUUUCCCAAAUUUAUCCUUGGCAUCGGGAUAUCACUGUCGAUUCCAACACGGGAUCCAUCUCGCUGUGGCUGAUAAGGCUAGCACCCGUCGGCUCGGCUCAUAUUGAGGCACUAGAAGAGUUCGUCGAUGACUUGACUCUGUACAGGAUCAACUCUGGCCCAGGUCAGUCGUUUUUGAUUGGGAGCCAUCACUCACUCGAUAGAUUGCUAAAACAAGAUGACGAGCAUUUUGCCCCGGAUCCUGAAAGAAGCCUUGGCAGCUCCGAGUCAGACCAGCUCGUCUUCAUGGUUCUCAGAAAACGGGGUGACGGAUUGUACCGACUGACGAAUUGUUUCUCGUAUUUGUGUUUCUGCCCUAUGCCAUCGCCGACUCCCUAUAAAGAACCCCGAUUUCUCAACGAGCUCCAAGAAAGCGUACAGGUAGCGCAGAGAAAGAGAGAUUUACAGUACAAGUUGAACCCACCGGUGUGCGAAUGCGGAUUGGGAGCCAUUUUAACCUACUUAGGCAUUCUAUGUCCCUUUCGGCUGGCUUUCCCCGAAAACGAGGAUACGAAACUAGGUCACGGGUUGCCAAUUUUUACUGGUCAUGAAAGCUUUGAACGGUUGCAAGAGAACGAGGUUUGCGCUAGACGUCGACAACAAGUUAUAGAGAACUACCUUGAGUUCGGGUUUGAGAUCGAUUUUGCAACUCAGCAGGGCAACAACGGAGGCCGGGUAGAAUGUGUACAUGAUGGCUUUCCUUCAAGAAUGGAGUGGGAAUGGCGCAGGACCGGGGAGGAAAAUAGGUCACUUUAGCGGAGAGUUCCAGACUUGCAAAACAACGAAACUGAAGAGUAUCUAGAACUUCCGGGUGGGAUGAUGCGGAUUCAUCUGAGGUGCCGAGUAGAAGCGGUCAGGGAAGUCAUUGAUACUAUGGCCCGAGAAUUGGGCAUUACGGCGCUCUGGGAACCCCGAGUAUUCGGAGACACCUUCAAGGCCUUGAGAAAAACAUUCGCAGUAAAGUAAAGUAAAGUAAAGUAAAG